AUGUCGCGUGUGUACGUGGGAAACUUGGACCCGAGAGUUACUGAGCGUGAGCUCGAGGAUGAGUUCCGUGUCUAUGGAGUCAUCAAAAGUGUUUGGGUUGCUCGUAGACCACCUGGCUACGCUUUUCUAGACUUCGAGGAUCCCAGAGAUGCUCGUGACGCUAUCCGUGAUUUAGAUGGCAAGAAUGGUUGGAGGGUUGAACAAUCUCACAACCGUGGUGGUGGUGGUGGAGGGGGACGUGGUGGUGACCGCGGAGGUGAUCGUGGUGGCCGUGGUGGUGGGUCUGAUUUGAAGUGUUAUGAGUGUGGUGAGCCUGGUCACUUUGCACGUGAAUGCCGUAACCGUGGUGGCGCAGGAAGGCGUCGCAGCAGGAGCAGGAGUCGUAGUCCUAGAUACAGAAGGAGUCCAAGCUACGGACGCAGGAGUUACAGCCCUCGAGCAAGAUCUCCUCCUCCUUCAAGGCGCCGUAGCCCUUCACCUCCUCCUGCUCGUGGUCGCAGCUACAGUAGAUCGCCACCUCCCUACAGAAGGCGUGAGGAACUGCCUUAUGCUAAUGGAAAUGGUCUGAAAGAUAGACGCCGAAGCCGGAGCUGA
This is a messenger RNA of Eruca vesicaria subsp. sativa (arugula), 594 nucleotides long. The record is from the annotation of a GenBank genome assembly. NCBI's taxonomy places the organism in Eukaryota, Viridiplantae, Streptophyta, Magnoliopsida, Brassicales, Brassicaceae.